Chaetomium globosum CBS 148.51 is the source of this 582-nucleotide messenger RNA. RefSeq lists its product as uncharacterized. The record is from RefSeq and is a predicted model, not a curated record. The transcript has 3 exons. Bases 1 to 582 code for a protein of 193 amino acids. Lineage: Eukaryota; Fungi; Ascomycota; Sordariomycetes; Sordariales; Chaetomiaceae.
AUGGAUUCCGUAUCAACCUACAGCGUCGCCAGCCUCGCCUGGCUAGCCACCCAAGCCAUCCCACUCAUAAUCUGGCCCUCCCUAAUCAGCACCCUCCUCCAAGUCGACAGCCCGCCCCAGCAAGGGGCCCAGUACGGCGCCGCCUACGGCUCUCUCGAACAAUACUUUGCGCGCUCCCUCGGCCUCGCCCAACUCGCCCUCGGCAGCCUGCUGCUCAUCCUCUCGGGCGCCCUCCCGCUCGACUCCGUCGCCGACCAAGCCACCCCAGCCACCACCACCGCCACCCCCACCGGCUCCGCCUCGGCCGCGGUGCUCGUAACCGCGCUGUACCACGCGGCGACGGCGUCGUACGCAUACGCGCGGUACGCCGGCACGGGCGGGCGGCAGUUUGCGUACCUGUGCGGGUGCCUGGGGGGCAGCGGGCUGGCGGCGUUUGGGCUGUGGGUGCUGCUGUUUGCGGGGGACGCGAACCGGCGGGUGAGCCGGCGGACGGGGGCCGACAAGAGCACGAGCGGGUGGCCGUUCCGGAAUGCUGAGGCGGAUAAGAAGAGGGGUAAGGGGGGGGCGAGGCGCCGUGAUUAG